Molecule: messenger RNA, 2170 nt
Organism: Misgurnus anguillicaudatus (oriental weatherfish)
Lineage: Eukaryota; Metazoa; Chordata; Actinopteri; Cypriniformes; Cobitidae
Source: RefSeq, a predicted model, not a curated record
AGGUAAACCCCGUUCAUGCGGAGGGAGGCGGGACUUCCCGCGGUUGCUAUGCAACGGGUCUAUAUGGCAGUGAUGCGCGCGGAGGAAAGUGUGAGGCGGUUUGAAAGAGGAAACAAAAACACAUUUAUAUAUAAAUAUAUAAAUCUGUGGCAUAAACUCACUCUUACUGAACGCAUUAAACAAAGAAUUUGUCUUUUCACCGGUUUGUUGUGUUCAAUUGAGAGGAAUGGAGAGUUAUGAAGAGUUCUGUAGCAGGACACUGAAGACAUUUUUGAUGUUUCCUGACUGCAGUACCGCACCACAGCAGCAGAGGGCGCACGUGUCCAACAUUCACUUUCAUGGCAGGAGACUGUUAGAGCCUGUGUUGAGUGAGGAGCUACGUGCUCAGAUGGCAGAAGAGAGACAGACAGCUAUACAGAGAGACAGAAAGAGACAGACACGACAAACAGACGCUCUGCUGGAGCGUGUGCAGGACAUCAUUAACAACAUCCACUUACGAAAUGUUCAAUACGAAUCAGUCGGGGCAGUGCCACAUACAGCUGAACUUUCUCCAACUCUCCAGUCCAAAAUGAGUCCAGAUGUCUACAUCAGACCCAGUUCAACCCCGGUCCAGAACCAGACCUUAAGAACCAGCAGUUCACUGAAGAAAGAGACUCUCAGACUGCUCAACCAGCGGAUGGAGAGAGAGAAGAACCACGAUGAUGAGUCCAGUGACCGCUUAUACUCAGGAUCACCAGAUUCUGUCCUCAGUGGUCUCUCUCUUAGUCUGACGGGCUCAUACGUUCAGUUGCCCAGCCCUCAGCCCAGCCGCAGUCCUCUUACACAGAGAACGAGGAGACCGCACAUUCUCAUCUCCUGUCCCGUCAGUGAGUCUGAACUCGGUCCAAACGGAUCUGAAUAUAAAAAUCAUCCAUCAGGGAGAGCAGAGCAGUCGGUGUUUAUUGAACCUGGUGCCCAAUGGGACUACAGCUGUUCAGAGUCGAGUGAUAGACAGCUGUCAAUCACAACCUCCACCCCCAGCACUACCAGUAACCACAAAGAAAUCCAGUCCAGUUUAACCCGGUCACAAGAUAAACCAGCUCGUCGUUCACCUCCUGCUCCUCUGAAUCAAUCCUAUGAUGUGGAGAGCCCAUCACCCUUUCUGAUUAGGCCACAGGUGCGGUCCACACCCUCAUCAUGCUCAGGUGGGCACGGUUCAGACCUGGAUGGAUUCUCACAAUGCCCACUGGAGGAUCGGAUGAAUAUUAAACAGCCCUGUACAGCUGAAACUCAGCAAAGUAAGACUGAAGCAGACGAGCAGGAGAUUGAGGCGUUACAUGAGCGUUUGAAGAAAGAAGACAGCCAGCAGAUCUCUGAUAACCUCACAGCACAGAAGAAAGAGACACUAAAGCACCAGCAGGAGGUCCAGAGAAGAUGUGAUGUGACCUCAUCAGUGCUCAGUGUCAGCUGGACUCAAACUGCAGAGUUAAAGACACAACACAACUUAAACACUCUGGUGUCUGAGGAGCACAUGAAGGGUUUCUGUCGUUUUAACGCUCUGGCUCGAGGUUUCUUAACACGCAGACUCCUGCAAACGGACAAAAUCAAACACCUGCGCAAAACUGUACAGGAUACCAGAGAGUUCAUCCAGUCAUUCCAGAAUGAUCCACAACUGAAGAGAGUCUCCAUCUCUUAUCAGGAUCUGUCUCUACAACACAGAGUCACAGCACAGCUGCGAGCUGCAUUGCAUGACAUCCAUCAGAUCUUCUUUGUGUGGCCUAUGAAACACAGACUUCAGCUGCUGCAGAAAGACAGAGAGAUUCACACAGAGAGAACAAUCAGAGAAAUGGAGAAAGUCAAGAGUUCAGGAAUCAGACAGAUUCUCUCUUCAGCCACUCAGAAGAGCCUAGAAAGAAAUAAACACAGGCAAACAAAAAGGACAAAGAUGAUGGCUAAGACUUCAUCAGGAUCCAGGGUUCUGCGGUCCAGUCUCGGUCAGAACGGCGUCAGACAGCUGAGUGUUGUGAAACAGAAAGAGGAGUGUAUGGAGGUGAAACAGCCGGUCGUCCACAGGAAGUGUCUGUCAUUGAGAUAACACAACACAAACACAUUACAGAUAACAGAGAUCUUGAGUUAUGUCAUAUUUCAUUACUAGACAAUUAUCUACACAAUAAACUUCUUACUGUUGUUC